GCAGCCGGACUCCCUCCUCGCGACCGCACUAGGCCCUUGGCAGCGAUUGAGAAGAGCGAAAGGCAUGUGCCCUCCCCGCGAGGAGCAUGCCAAUCCGAAAGGUGGUUCUCUCUGAUUGGCUGUCAUUGGUCAAUGAAAUUUCCCUCCGAUCUGUAAUAUAAACAUCACGCAGAGGGCGAGAGAGUUUUGUGGUUUCCGCGUUCUUCUCUGUCGCGCCGUAGGAGCUCUCCGCUGGUGGAAAAAAAAAAAAAGGUUCUCCCUGGAGGGGUCUUCCAUUAAUCCAUAAGUUACUUGAUGUAAAAAAGAGAGAAUUCUUUCAUAUUUCAUCUGACAGCUACACAAUGGCAGCAUCUGCAAAUAAGGGGAAUCCUAAAAAAGUUGGGUUUUUUGACUGGUUGAUUGAACAGAUCAACAGUGGAAUCUACACGGGUUUGGAGUGGACAGACAAGAAUCACACAGAGUUUUGUAUCCCUUGGAAACAUUAUUCAAAGAGGGAUCUUGUGGCAGAUGAUUAUAAGAUUUUCAGGGCAUGGGCUAUGUAUAGCAAAAAAUAUAAUAAAACAACUCCUAGUAAAUGGAAACUCAACUUCCGCUGUGCCAUGAACAGUACGAAGAGAUUUGAAGAACUGGUGUCAGAUAAACCUGACUUUCACAAAUACAGAAUCAUCCCCCUGAAACCAAAAACUGAAUCAACAGCUAACCUCUCUUCGAGUACAAAUAAUGGGAGUGACCAUGAAGCUCAAGCAUUGCAUUUCAGUCCAUACAGUGAAGAAUGUCCACCUCUGCACCAAUCUGCACAGUUGUGCCAGCAAAACCUUUCGUCUGGUUCACAGCUGGAAAUUGAUGCUGCUUUUCAAACUUUGACACUGGAAAAUGGAAUGCCAGGUUCUGCAGUGCCAAAUGAGAAUGCAGCAGGCAGUUUUUACCAGACCAGUGAUGAUAUGCUCCAGUGGAUUAUUCAGGAGUCCCAACUGAAUCUGACUGAAACGUUGCAGGUCUCACGGGCCCCAACAGUAACCACAGAUUCCAGUAAUCCUAUAGGGAAUGCUGUUUUAUAUGAGCAAAGAAGUUCCUCUGAAGCCCCUCAGGUCACCCAAAAUGACUGCUUACCUACAGGGAAUGGAGUAGUGGUUGAACCUGUGGCAAUUAACUAUUACCAAGAAGGACCCCAGUGGCUACCUGCAAACCCAACAAAUCAGAUUUCCCAGUCAACCGUUGCUUUUCCAGUGUCACAUGCUCAACAAAACUUCCCUGGUACUAAUCAAUUUAAUCAAGUGGAAGAAUCUGUCUGCGACACCAGUUGUUUUGUCACUAAUAUUUAUCUGAAUGAAGAGCCUCAAGAUAAUGGAAUAGCAAACCAGGAAGCUCCAAUGGAAGAGAGUGUAUUUGUAUCUUCAGCUACCUUCCCGACAGAUGAACCAGCCAUCAAUAACGUUCCUUCUCAGGACCCUCUAGAAACUGUCCCAUGUACCAUAGAGGUCUCUAUCUACUACCAUAACAAGCUGCAGGGCAAAGCAGAAGUAGACAACUGCAUGUUCACCUACAACCAGGAGAACUACCACCUACCACACAAUGCACAAGUCAUAAAGUUUCCAAAUCCAGAAGUGCUGACGGAUCAGAAGCGAGUUCAACAUACCUUGAUUGCAUUAAACACUGCAAGUUUAUUAUUAUCUCAGAAAAACGGGAGGAUCUGGGCCAAGCGACUUGGCACCUGUCAGGUCUUCCAUGCAUUCUCCAAGGAGCUGGACAAUCCGUCUCAGGACCCUCCACGUAAAUUACUGCCAAGGAAUGUUGAAACGGAAAUCUUCAACUAUGAGCAGUUCCUUCAAGAACUGACUGAGUUCCGUAAUGGUCAAAGAGGCUCGUCUCCUGAUUAUACCAUUUAUCUGUGUUUUGGACAGCGGUUUACCGCUGCCAGACCCAAGGAGUCCAAACUGAUCUUGGUCAAGCUGGUUCCAAAUUUUUGUAAAUAUUGGCAUGAAUUCCUGCAGAGGGAAGGCUUCUCGUCCCUGAACAGCGAAACUGUGAGCCUCCAAAUCUCCAACAGCCUCUUUGAUAUGGUAGAACAGCUUUCUACUAUACUCAUGCAGACUGACACGGCGCAUUGAGUGUUUUGUUUUAUAUGCCAGUUAGUAGGUUUUUGCAAAGGAUGAGGCUGGUUCCCUCUCAUUUGUUUCACGGGCAGAAGUACUGUAAUCUCUGGAUUGCAUCCCAGCCUUAUAUUAGGGCAGAUAAUCUCAUAAUUGGACUAUUAUUUAUUGAGAUAAUCACACCCUGGGGAUACAGAUACUCUGCCAUCUGAGAUGAAUUCUUUCCAAGAACUUAUUGGAAUGUACCUCUUGCUAUGUGGCUUUAUAAGAAGGAUUCUUCUCUGCCAGUAAUAAUUGGAUGUGGCACAAAGUUACGAAAUUCUUGCAAGAACGUAUUUUUAUGUGAUAAGAAUUUCCAGAUACUGCAGGGGUGAAUUUAGAUUCUGGAAUGCACUUUUAUCUCCUACUUUUUUGUAGGAAAAAACAUUAAAUGUACAUACUAACCUGAAAGUCAACUGAUUUACUUCCUUUCUCUGUGUUUCUCCAAACAAGACUAUUCCCAAAUGCUGUAGGAGAGGCUUAAAAGCAAGGUUUUGUAUUUUCAGUCCUAAAAAUAAAGAAACAAGCUUACAAAAGACUUAUGUUCCUAUGUAGGAAUUGAGUUUAUUGUCCACCCAGACGCUGCAGUUUUUAAAUAUUUGAAAAAAAUAUUUAAAAACUUCAUUCAAGGCAAACAUCUUGAUUAAUAAAUUGUUUUAAGUGUAUCAAGUUCCUUAGAAGUAGAAACAUUAGAAGCUGUUCUCUCUUGUAAUUCCAAGGGAGCUAAUUGAAAUAAUUAUUUAUCUCUGGCACUCAACUUUGUAUUAUAUUUUUCUAUAUUUUAACCUAUUUACAAAAAAAAGCUGUUCAAAAUCAGUAUUGAUUGGAGCAGCAUAUAAAUCUUAUAAGUAAAUAAAUAAACACUUUCAUAGAAAAAGGAGCUUAUGCAGCCCAAGGACAAGUGGCCAUUUUUCUUUGUCUUCCAAAGCUACAAUACAGGUAAUCCUCGACUUAUGACAGUAAUGGAGCCUGCCCAUUUUGGUCGUAAGGUGGGAGGACGUUAAUUGAAACUCGUUAAGUGAAAGAGCCCUCAUCAUCCCAAUGCAGACAUUAAAUGAAUGUAAGGGUGAAUGCAGGGGUCAUUAAAUGUGCAUGGGAUGCCUCAGGAAUGUCUGCCUUGGGCCUCCCAGGGCCUCUCCCACCCCCUGAGAUAUCUCUGUGCUCUGCUUCCUUUUCUUGGAGUCCCCACAGGCAUCUCCAGCCCUCACAACACCUUGCUUACCUUCCAGAGAUAUGCAGAAUUCAGUCUUGUGGGCCAUUUGGAGCAGCCAUUUGCAAACUGACCUCGGCAAAGCAGCAUUUCCCCCUCCUUCUGCCUUUCUGCAUGGCCUCUUUAACUCAAAACAGGAUAAUGAGCCACAGUUUGUGCUUUGCAGUUUCUAUAUUUCCUCAAGAAAAAGUUUUAAAAGUGGGGGGGAACCAGAGCCUGUUGCAAUGAUAGGGAGAACAGACAAUGAAGGUUUAAGUGUUAAAGGGGCGAUGCAGACGAGGUCAGUUUGCAAAUGGCUGCUCCACGUGGCCCAGUAAGAACGGCCCACAAUACUGAAUUCUGCAGAUCUCCGGAGGGGUAAGCAAAGCAUUGUGAGGGGUGAAAUGGGGGGCAAAGCAGGCCCAUGCCUUUGGGGACCCGCAGAGCAAGGAUGGGGGGAGGGAAGAGAUAGGUGGGCGUGCUGCAGCAUCUCUGCAAAGUUAUGAAGCCGUCCGGUCAUUCGUAUGUGCGAAUGAUCAGAUAACUUUUCUAAAAUUAUUGUCUUCAAAUCACGGUCGUACAUGGCUUUUAGGAGGUCUGUUGUAACUUCGAACAGUCGCUAAAUGAUGUGUUGUACCUCGAGGAUUACCUGUAAUUUUCAUAAGCCAUUUGGAAAUCCAGUAUUGAAGAAAUCUAUACAUGCUUUAAAGCAGUGGUUCUCAACCCGUAGGUCGGGACCCCGUUUGGGGUCGAACGACCAUUCACGGGGGUCGCCAAACAACGCAGUCCGCCAUUUUUUCCCCUUUUCCUUAGCUGUGCUACU
Messenger RNA from Crotalus tigris (Tiger rattlesnake), 4141 nucleotides. RefSeq names its product interferon regulatory factor 7 (gene IRF7). The transcript is spliced from 12 exons. Gene Ontology annotation, biological process: regulation of transcription by RNA polymerase II; immune system process. Gene Ontology annotation, molecular function: protein binding; DNA-binding transcription factor activity, RNA polymerase II-specific; RNA polymerase II cis-regulatory region sequence-specific DNA binding. NCBI's taxonomy places the organism in Eukaryota, Metazoa, Chordata, Lepidosauria, Squamata, Viperidae. Gene Ontology annotation, cellular component: nucleus. The record is from RefSeq and is a predicted model, not a curated record. Bases 342 to 2108 code for a protein of 588 amino acids.